AUGUCUGGACGUGGCAAAGGCGGUAAGGGACUCGGCAAGGGCGGUGCCAAGCGUCAUCGCAAAGUUCUUCGCGACAAUAUCCAGGGCAUUACUAAGCCUGCCAUCCGUCGUCUCGCACGUCGUGGUGGUGUAAAGCGUAUUUCCGGCCUCAUUUAUGAGGAGACUCGUGGUGUGCUCAAGGUUUUUCUCGAAAAUGUUAUUCGUGACUCGGUGACGUAUACGGAGCACGCUCGACGCAAAACGGUGACUGCCAUGGACGUCGUGUACGCCCUCAAGCGUCAGGGUCGCACCUUAUACGGCUUCGGUGGAUAA
Messenger RNA from Peronospora farinosa, 312 nucleotides. Lineage: Eukaryota; Oomycota; Peronosporomycetes; Peronosporales; Peronosporaceae. The record is from the annotation of a GenBank genome assembly.